Messenger RNA from Paramecium octaurelia, 1666 nucleotides. The record is from the annotation of a GenBank genome assembly. NCBI's taxonomy places the organism in Eukaryota, Ciliophora, Oligohymenophorea, Peniculida, Parameciidae.
AAUGGAUUCUAUUGACUACCAAGAAGCUAAAUUCAAAUUUGAAGGUGUACGUAAGCACUUUUUUAAGGAUGUCACUUAUCAUAUAGCAGUAUUUGAAGAUAUGGUCACGAUGGGAACAGUAGAAAUUUAAUAAAAUGUUAUAGACUUCAGAUUGUCAAAACCCCAAAUACAAAAUAAAGUUGAAUCUUGAAACAAAAAUAAAUUGGGAGUUGCGAAAGAAUAAAAAAGAACUUGAUUACUUUGAGUUUGAUCAUUAAAACAAAAGGAAGGCUGUUCAUGCCCAACCAGAUGAUCUAUCUAAGUAAGUUAAUUCUAUAAAUCAGAUUCAAAGAACUAUUAUAAGGAAGAGUAACUUUUGAAGGCAUUGGAGAUUUAUACUAGCCUCUAUUUCAGAUAGGAAAAGGAAGCUCUGCCAAGGUAUGCUUUAUUUGUGUAUUUUUAGGUAUAUAGUGCAAGGAGUGCAUUAGAUUAAAGAGUAUAUGCUGUAAAAGCCAUAGAAAAAUCAUUUCUCAAGAUCUCCGAGAAUGGAAAUGGACUAGUAAAUAAAUUCAACAUAAUUAGCGUGCAUUUUAAUCCGAAGUUCAAAUUCUCAGAGCAUUAUAAUAAUACGACAAUAAUUUUCUCGUCUUGAAAGAAAUAUAUGAGGGGGACAACACAUUAUAUGUAGUUACAUCAUAUUUAGAGGGAAUGAGUCUUAGUGAAGAAUUAGAAAAAGCAAAGGUAAAAUUAAAUGUCAAACAUAGACCUUGCCUAAUAGGAGACUACCAAUAAAUAAUAUAAGGACAAUUAUGAUGAAGCUGUUAAGUAAUUUAAAAAUUUUACAUUCUCAUCGAGUAUUUAAUUAAUAUAGCGUUUUAGAUUAUUCAUAGAGAUUUAAAGCCAGAUAACUUAAUGUUUUCUAGAAAGAAUGAUUACACAUCGUUAGUCCUUGUAGAUUUUGGACUUGCCACUUCAGAACUUCUUGAUAAGUAUCAAUUAUCAAUAAAAAUUAGAUAUUUAUUUCCAAAAUGUGGAACUCCAGGAUAUGUAGCUCCUGAGAUAUUAAGUACUAGAUCAGAUCAAAGAUAUAAUUGUAAAGUGGAUAUAUUUUCUGCUGGAUGCAUUUUCUAUAAAUUACUAACUGGACAUAGUUUAUUCAUGGGAUCAAACUUUGAUGAAGUCUUGAACUCCAACAAAACUUGCUAUAUUGAUUUAGAUUUACCAAUAGAUGGCAAAUAUAUAACAGAAUAAUCAUUGGUAAUAAUAUUUGCUAUUAUAGGAUAUUCUGAAAAAGAUGCUAAAUAAAAAUCCAAAACUCAGAGUGAGUGCUGUUUAAGCAUUAUCCCAUUAAUUUUUUGAUUCAAAUAGUGACUUUAGCACUUAAGCUAGUUAAUCUGGUGGGUUACAUAUAACAAAAAAUGCCAUAUAUUAAUUAAAUUUAGCAGAAUCUGAAUCUAAAUACAAUAGUGAAAAUGAGAUUAACGAUGAAUAAUAAUAGAAUUCAAAAAUUAAUGAUAUAAAAAGAUACUCAAUAAUGAAUGAAAUACCUCUUUCAGCAAAAAGGGGGAGCGGAUAACUUUCGAGCACUUUUUAUCAAAAGGAUCCUUUGUCAGCCAUUAAAUCAAUAAAGAUACCAGUUGAAGCAUCUCAACCACUUAAAUUAAGUUGUUAUUUAUCACCUGCUUGA